AUGUCCGUAGCCUCGAUUCCCGAUACCUCGCUUGGUCUCACUUCCUCCGAGAUCCAGAUCCUCCGGCAGCAGCAGCAGAUUGCUCUUCAAGGUGGCCAUACCGGUAAUGGGAUUGCCAGGGGCAGAGGGACUGGCCGUACUAGCAACUCCAGCUCGCGCGCGGCCAGCGCUGCCAGUAGCCAUGGCCGUUUGCUGCUGGAUCCUAUGAGUCUUCGAGCGCUUUCGCAUCAGUUAGACGCGUUACAACAGCAGAUUCAGAAUCGCAUCGAAUAUCUAGAGGAUCAAAUGCAACUCUCUAUUCAAAACACCUAUGACCGCGCAGGAAACGUCAUUCACAAUGCGGACGCCGAGAUCGCGCGUACUCGUUCCAUCUUAGCCUCGAUUGACGACUUGGAGACCGAACUCACAAAGAUCGGACAUAUCAGAGAAAUUGUGAAAGCCUAUCGUAGCCGAAUAGAAGGCUUAGAUCAGCGCCUUGACCAAGCUGCUCGCCGACGA
Messenger RNA from Aspergillus ochraceoroseus IBT 24754, 498 nucleotides. RefSeq lists its product as uncharacterized. The transcript is spliced from 2 exons. The record is from RefSeq and is a predicted model, not a curated record. NCBI's taxonomy places the organism in Eukaryota, Fungi, Ascomycota, Eurotiomycetes, Eurotiales, Aspergillaceae. Gene Ontology annotation, cellular component: BLOC-1 complex. The annotation marks the transcript as partial. Gene Ontology annotation, biological process: endosome organization.